Messenger RNA from Hyalella azteca, 866 nucleotides. RefSeq lists its product as uncharacterized. Lineage: Eukaryota; Metazoa; Arthropoda; Malacostraca; Amphipoda; Hyalellidae. The record is from RefSeq and is a predicted model, not a curated record. The coding region runs from base 120 to 866 and encodes 248 amino acids. The transcript has 4 exons.
AUUUUAUAUUUAUAUAUUGGUGAGUAUAACUUUCGAAAAUGGUGAAGGAAACGGCCACUCAAAAGAAGUGACGGCUAGAGAAGGCAAGACAGAAGUAUCAGGAGAAGCGCUCGCAGGAAAUGGAACAAUGUAAGUCAGAACGACUUACUAAGCGCCAAAAAAUGAUUGAAUCUGAGGCAGAAAGCCAGCGUGCAGAGCGCUUGGCUAAACAUAAAGAGCAUAUGGCUGCUGCUUGUGCGGUUGAGACGGAAGAAGAGAGGGUUUCUCGCCAGGCGCGUGAUAGAGAGCGACACGCUGCUGCUCGUGCGGAAGAAGAAGUGAGGUCUUCUCGCCAGGCGCGUGAUUGUGAAAGGCAUGCCAACGCUCGUUUAGAUGGAGAAGCGUAUCAAGCAGAAUUGCAAAGCCGUCGCACUGCUUAUGCUCUACGCUCAGCAGGAUUUGAAUUCCGGCAGGAAAUUGCUGCCUUCUGCGACCAAACCUGCCCCAAGGGGAGUUACCCAGAGCAGAGCCUUACUCAAGCGUCUCCUGGUGGCAGCAAAGUAAAGUCUGAAGCCUUAGAAAAGGCUGAUCCUCCAUCAGCUCUCGAAAUUCCUGCUAUCUUCAUCAAAGAGGAGCCUGAGGAUGAAACUGAAGAUGUUUCCAUCAAAGAGGAGCCAGAGGAUGAAACUGGAGAAGUAUCCAUCAAAAAAGAGCCAUUCAUAUAUGGAAAUGAGGCUUGUUCAACUGCACAUCUCAGUGUGCGCUGCGCCGAGUAUGCAGAUGACAUAGCCUUCUUCUCCUCUGAUGCUGACAUUGUCCUAGCCACAGCCAGAGUACAGACGCAGCUCUCUGCUUUCUGUACCUGGUCGCAACAGUGGGGACUAUAA